UACGCGCCGUGCGUGAGUGCGUGGCGGCGGCGCGUGCGUGAAGAGAGUGGGCGGUGUGGCCGGGUCCACGUGCGUGCCUACUCGUGACCCUCCCUCCGAGCGUCUUAGGGCCCUGCGGAUCCAUGCCCCAAGGCACACUGGCGUCCAAACCCUUCUGCGAGCCGCUGGUGCCGGUGUCCCGUCCCGCAGUGCCCGCCGCCCGCUACGCUUGACCAUGGUGACUGUAGGCAACUACUGCGGCGCCGAAGGGCCCGCGGGGCCGGCCUGGGAGCAGGGUGGCUUGAGUCCCUGCUUUUUCUUCACGCUGGUGCCCUCUACGCUGAUGGCCCUUGCGAUCCUCGCCUUGGUGCUAGCCCUUCCCUGCAAACGCCAGGAGCGGCCCUCAGGCACCGAUGCACUGUCUUGGGGCGCCGGCCCUCGAGUGGCGCCUUACGUCGUACAGCUGCUUCUCGCCACGCUGCAAGUGGCGCUGCCCCUGGCCAGUCUUUUCGGCCGCGUGGGUACGGCCGAGGGGGCCCCACUGCCGGGCUACGUGCUGCUAGCCUCCGUACUGCAGAGUCUGACCAGCGCCUGUGGCCUGUGGCUGCUCGUGGCGGAGCGGAGCCAAGCCCGGCACAGUCUGGCGAUGGGCAUCUGGAUCAAGUUCAGGCACAGCCCAGGGCUCCUGCUCCUCUGGUCUGUGGCGUUUGCCUCUGAGAACUUGGCACUGGUGUCCUGGAACAGCCCACAGUGGUGGUGGGCAAGGGAGAACUUGAGCCAGCAGGUUCAGUUUGGCCUGUGGGUACUGCGGUAUGUGGUGUCCGGAGGGCUGUUUGUCCUGGGGCUCUGGGCCCCCGGACUUCGUCCCCUGUCCUACACCUUGCAAGUUCAGGAUGAGGACCAAGACGUGGAAAGGAGCCAGGCUCGGUCAGCAAGCCAGCAAUCCACCUGGCGGGACCUCGGCAGGAAACUCCGCUUGUUGAGUGGCUACUUGUGGCCUCGAGGGAAUCUGGCCCUGCAGCUGGUGGUGUUCAUCUGCCUGGGACUCAUGGGACUGGACCGGGCACUCAAUGUGUUGGUCCCCAUCUUCUAUAGGGAUAUUGUGAACUUGCUGACCAGCAAGGCCCCUUGGAGCUCCCUGACCUGGACCGUUACCACCUAUGUUUUUCUCAAGUUCCUCCAGGGGGGUGGCACCGGCAGUACAGGCUUCGUGAGCAACCUACGCACCUUCCUGUGGAUCCGUGUACAGCAGUUCACGUCGCGGCGAGUGGAGCUGCGCCUGUUCUCCCACCUGCAUGAGCUCUCGCUACGCUGGCACCUGGGGCGCCGCACCGGGGAGGUGCUGCGCAUUGUGGACCGGGGCACGUCCAGUGUCACGGGGCUGCUCAGCUACCUGGUGUUCAACAUCCUGCCCACGCUGGCUGACAUCAUUAUUGGCAUCAUCUACUUCAGCACGUUCUUCAACGCCUGGUUUGGCCUCAUUGUGUUCCUGUGCAUGAGCCUAUACCUCUUCCUGACCAUUCUUGUCACUGAGUGGAGAGCCAAGUUUCGCCGCAGCAUGAACACACAGGAAAAUGCAACCCGCGCACGAGCGGUGGACUCACUACUCAACUUUGAGACGGUGAAGUAUUAUAAUGCUGAAAGCUACGAAGUGGGGCGCUACCAGGAAGCCAUCAUCAAGUACCAGGAUUUAGAGUGGAAGUCCAAUGCCUCGCUGGUCUUACUGAAUCAGACCCAGAACCUGGUGAUUGGACUCGGGCUGCUGGCGGGCUCCUUGUUGUGUGCAUACUUUGUCAGUGAGGAGAAACUGCAGGUUGGAGACUUUGUGCUCUUUGGAACCUAUAUCAUCCAGCUGUACAUGCCCCUCAACUGGUUUGGCACCUAUUACAGGAUGAUCCAGACCAACUUCAUUGACAUGGAAAACAUGUUCGACCUGCUAAAAGAGGAGCCUGAAGUGAAGGACCUUCCUGGAGCGGGACCCCUUCGCUUCCACAAGGGCCGAAUUGAGUUUGAAAAUGUGCAUUUCAGCUACGCUGAUGGGCGGGAGACCUUGCAGGAUGUGUCCUUCACUGUGAUGCCUGGACAGACCCUGGCCCUGGUGGGCCCAUCUGGUGCAGGCAAAAGCACCAUUCUGCGCCUGUUGUUCCGUUUCUAUGACAUCACAUCUGGCUGCAUCCGGAUUGAUGGGCAGGACAUCUCACAGGUGACCCAGAACUCUCUACGGUCGCACAUCGGAGUUGUGCCCCAGGACACCGUCCUCUUUAACGACACCAUUGCCAAUAACAUCCGCUACGGCCGCGUCACUGCUGACAGCAAUGAGGUGGAGGCUGCUGCCCAGGCUGCAGGUAUCCAUGAUGCCAUCCUGGGAUUCCCAGAAGGGUACGAGACACAGGUGGGUGAGCGGGGCCUGAAGCUGAGCGGAGGUGAGAAGCAGCGUGUUGCCAUCGCCCGCACCAUCCUCAAGGCUCCGGAUAUCAUCCUGCUAGAUGAGGCAACAUCAGCGCUGGAUACAUCCAAUGAGAGGGCCAUCCAGGCUUCUCUGGCCAAGGUCUGCGCCAACCGCACCACCAUCGUGGUGGCCCACAGGCUCUCAACUGUCAUCCAUGCUGACCAAAUCCUCGUCAUCAAGGACGGCUGCAUCGUGGAGAGAGGACGGCAUGAGGCUCUGCUGACCCAAGGCGGGGUGUAUGCCAACAUGUGGCAGCUGCAGCAGCAGGGACAAGAGAAUGCCUCGGAAGACAGCAAGCCUGAGACCACGGCACAAUGACAGAAGGGAGCCCCUUCUCUCCCAAAGGCUACCUCAGAGGGCAGCGUGAUGCGCCCCUUUUGUCCAGGGUUAUUUCAUCUUGGUUUCAAGGUUUGCUGCAAGCAUCAGCAAGAGAUUGGGACCUUUCAGAAAAGCACUUUUGGGGGAAAUAAAAGGUGUGGACUGUG
Ochotona curzoniae (black-lipped pika) is the source of this 2913-nucleotide messenger RNA. RefSeq names its product ATP binding cassette subfamily B member 6 (Langereis blood group) (gene ABCB6). Gene Ontology annotation, cellular component: membrane. The record is from RefSeq and is a predicted model, not a curated record. The transcript has 19 exons. Gene Ontology annotation, molecular function: ATP binding; ATP hydrolysis activity; ABC-type heme transporter activity. Bases 215 to 2746 code for a protein of 843 amino acids. NCBI's taxonomy places the organism in Eukaryota, Metazoa, Chordata, Mammalia, Lagomorpha, Ochotonidae. Gene Ontology annotation, biological process: heme transport; transmembrane transport.